Aspergillus alliaceus is the source of this 1433-nucleotide messenger RNA. RefSeq names its product Mrp/NBP35 family ATP-binding protein. The transcript has 2 exons. Gene Ontology annotation, cellular component: cytosol. Bases 350 to 1279 code for a protein of 309 amino acids. Lineage: Eukaryota; Fungi; Ascomycota; Eurotiomycetes; Eurotiales; Aspergillaceae. Gene Ontology annotation, biological process: iron-sulfur cluster assembly. The record is from RefSeq and is a predicted model, not a curated record. Gene Ontology annotation, molecular function: ATP-dependent FeS chaperone activity; 4 iron, 4 sulfur cluster binding; ATP binding.
ACGAGACAUCACAAGUUAGGCUUUAAGGAAGUAUGUAUGUACAAAGUCUAGUAUCAGUUUCCAAAAAGAGCUCGGUAUACUUGAAAUAGCCUGGUUCAAUCUAAUGUAGUUUUAUAGCAUCGAUAGAGAGCAGAAGUUCUAAUAGUAACAUGUAACUUCCACCACCGUUACGUGAAGUUGAAUGAGCCGUCCAAUGGAAAUGGACAAGUCAAGUGAUUGAUAAGCAAAAUCCACUCCGCAGAAUGACGCAGAACUUCCGCUGGGAAAUUGGCAUUUGCCAUCUUAUCAAUUAACCCAACCAUGCAGUGAAGUGAACUUUUACUUCCUAGUAACCAUAGCGACCACCAAAAUGCCCUUAGAUGGUGUCAAGAACAUUGUGCUGGUCCUCUCCGGCAAAGGUGGCGUCGGCAAAUCCUCCGUUACCCUCCAACUCGCGCUAGCCCUCACCUUGCAAGGCAAAUCAGUCGGCAUCCUAGACAUCGACCUAACAGGUCCCUCCAUCCCCCGUCUAGUCGGACUCGAAGAUGCAAAGAUCACCCAAGCACCCGGGGGCUGGGUCCCCGUGACCGUACACCCAGCAUCCAUAACUGACGGUGCACAACGGGGCUCCCUCCGCUGCAUGUCGCUAGGAUUCCUGCUGCGCGAUCGCGGCGACGCCGUUAUCUGGCGCGGACCGAAGAAAACGGCCAUGAUCCGACAGUUCCUGUCUGAUGUGUAUUGGGGGGAGACGGACUACUUGCUAGUGGAUACGCCUCCGGGUACGAGUGACGAGCACAUUGCGUUGGCUGAGCAGUUACUUAGAUUGGCGACGACGAAUCCGGGUGCUGCGUCGUCUAGUUUGCCGAGAUUAGCCGGAGCGGUUUUGGUUACGACGCCGCAGGCGGUGGCGACGUCUGAUGUCCGUAAGGAGGUGAAUUUCUGUGUCAAGACGCAGAUUCCCAUGUUGGGUGUUAUUGAGAAUAUGUCGGGUUAUACGUGCCCGUGCUGUGGGGAGGUAACGAAUCUGUUCUCGAGUGGUGGGGGGCAGAUUAUGGCGCAGGAGACUGGGGUGAGGUUUUUGGGGGCUGUGCCCGUGGAUAUUCAGUUUGGGGAGCUGGUUGAAGGGAAAGUGGUUGAUGAGAGUGAGGAUGAAGACGAUGUGCAGCCGGAGCAGAAACAGGACGUGAUUGUUGAUAAGAGGUCGUUGGUGGAGAGGUAUAAGGAUUGCUGGUCCUACUCUCGGUUUGAGGAGUUCGCAAAAACACUACUGUCUGAGAUAGAGGACAGUGUGGGGAAAUAGUCUUUUCGUUCCAUGGUGUCUACGGUUCGUUGUUCAGAGGGCGUAUUCCUAUAUUUAUAUUAUACCACAUUUGCACAUAUAAUUGAAAUAUCCAUUGGUAAGUAUGCACUAAUAUGCUUGAUUUUGUUAUUAGAGAUAACGCUAAAGAUUACAG